Messenger RNA from Sardina pilchardus (European sardine), 2724 nucleotides. RefSeq names its product phosphatase domain containing paladin 1b (gene pald1b). The transcript has 19 exons. The record is from RefSeq and is a predicted model, not a curated record. Gene Ontology annotation, cellular component: cytoplasm. NCBI's taxonomy places the organism in Eukaryota, Metazoa, Chordata, Actinopteri, Clupeiformes, Clupeidae. Bases 1 to 2604 code for a protein of 867 amino acids. Gene Ontology annotation, molecular function: protein tyrosine phosphatase activity.
AUGGGCACGAGUGCUAGCGCAGCACAGCAGUCAUUCUCUUCACCCAAACAAAAAGACAUCGUAGGCCUACAUGCCAAACGCAUGGCCACGGACAGACGCUCCCCUGGCAACAGUUCCCCUCAGAUGGUCAGCUUUCUGAACAGCAAGGCCAAGUCCAUCAUCACCAACAAAGUGGCGCCAGUCUUUAUCACGUAUAACUGUAAAGAGGAGUUCCAGAUUCAUGAUGAUCUCCUCACAGCCAACUACACAGUGGGCAGAAUAUCUGACACCAUGCCAGAACAUUACCUUAUAUUGGGGGAAUAUUUUAUAGUUCAGGAUGUGUACAGUAGAACAGAUGUCUUAAGUACCACAGGAAGCUAUGGGGCCCCAAACUUCCGCAAGGCUCAAGGGAGCUCCCCUAUCUAUGGCAUGGGCCAGCCCAGUCUGAAUGGCUUCAAUCAGGUCCUCCAGAGACUCCAGACAGCAGGUCACGAGGAGAUUAUAUUCUUCUGUGUCCGGGAGGAGCCAGUUGUGUUUUUACGCUGGGAAAAGGACUUUGUGUCUUACACGCCCAGGAGGAAGGAGAACCUCCAUGAGAACCUUCAUGCUCUAAAGGGAGAACUCAACCCAGAGCAGCUGGAACUAACCAUCAGGAAAGAGCUGUGUGACCUUGCGAAACUGAAUCAGAACACGUUUCACGUCUACAACGACAUUGAGCACUUUAAAGACGAGCCCCACAUUGUAUCCAUUCGGUCAGAGGAGGAUAUCCAUGUCACCGAGGAGAUCUACAAGAGAGCCUUGUUCACUCUGCCCUCUUACAGGUAUUAUCGCCUACCACUGCCAAUGGAAGGAGCACCUUUAGAGGAGACUUUUGAUGCUUUCAUCAGUGCUAUAAAGGAGACCCCCAGCCUGGCGUGUCACAGGGACAGCUGCCUCCCUCUGCCCAGUCUGCUCUUCAGCUGUCAGAUGGGGGUGGGACGCACCAACCUGGGCAUGAUCCUGGGCGCCCUGGUCAUGUGUCACCUGAAGGGAGCUCCUCAGCAAACAACGUCGGUCAAGACACAAGAGAGAAGUGAAUUUCAGAUCAUAAAGAUGUUAAUCGGCAGACUUCCAAAAGGGCAGCAAAUCCUGGAGGAGGUGAACGAUGCAAUUGCUUCAUGCUCAGAGAUGCACAAUAUUAAAGAUUCCAUCUAUGAAAACAAGAAAAAGCUGGAGGGCAUUGGAGAGGAUUACCAGAUUCAGGGAAGCAGCACAAAAAGCUAUUUUCUUCAAAGGACACUUCAGAGCCUUGAGUGUUAUUUUUACCUGAUUGUUUUUAAUGCCUAUCUUCAUGAGCAGUAUCCUUUGGCAUUUGCAAAAAAUUUCAGUCAGUGGAUGUGCGCUAAUGCCUGGCUCUACCGCCUGCUUGCUGCUAUGGAUCUGUCAGAGCUCUCUGCGCCUGCAGCUCUCAUCACAAUGGGAACCAGGGUACUGGUAGCGAGUGAAUAUCUAGCCCCAGACAUCCUGAGUACAGCCAAGGAGAUGAAAGCAUCCAACUUCAGACGGGUCCCCAAAAUGCCAGUGUAUGGCAUGACUCAGCCUGGCUCUGAGGCUCUGUCUACAGUUCUGUCCUACCUGACGGAGCAGAGGAAGCAUGCCCACCUGCUGUGGAUCAACUUGCAGGAGGAGCUGGUGAUGGAGGGCAAUGGCCAGGUGUUCAUCCCACGAGAGCCCACCUGUCUGGAGAAGCCAAUCAGAAUCUGUACACAGAGCCCACACCAACUGCAGGAACUCGAGCAGGCCCUGGCAGAGGAGGUGCUGCACUGUGGCAAGUGGCUGGAGGUGAUCCUGGAGCAGGAGAGGCAGAUGAGGAUGUUUAAGAGCUGCCGCACGCUGCAGGAGAUCUUCAGCCAGCACAGCAGCACACACACGGGUCUUCGCUACCGGCGCAUCCCCCUAGCAGACUGUUCUGCACCACACGAGGAGGUCUUUGAUGAGCUUUUGGAAGCGAUGAAGAGCAGCUUAGCUGAGGACCCGACCUCUGCAUUUGUCUUCAGCUGCCACAGCGGCAAAGACAGGACCACAGCUGCCAUGGUCAUUGCAACCCUCACACUGUGGCAUUUCAACGGCUUCCCUGAUGUAGUGGAGGAAGAGAUUGUGAGCAUCCCUGAUGCUAAAUACACGAAAGGAGAGUUUGAGGUAGUGAUGCAGAUACUGAGGCUACUGCCACAGGGCCAGCAGAUGAAGAGGGAGGUGGACAUGGCGCUGGACAUUGUGAGUGAGACCAUGACGCCUAUGCAUCACCACCUGAGAGAGAUCAUCAUCUGCGCUUACAGAAAGACAAAAGCUGCAAAAACAGAGAAAGAAUCUCAGGUUUGGCAGCUGAAAAGUCUUCAGUACCUUGAGCGCUACAUAUACCUUAUACUCUUCAACACAUACCUCCACCUGGAGAAGAAGGACUCCUGGAGACGACCCUUCACGACAUGGACACACCAGGUUGCAGCAAGAGCUGGAAUCUUUGCCAUUCUGAACCAGCUGGGUUUCUCUGAGUUUGACAAACCCAGGGAUGCGUCACUGGCCAGUCUCCGUUGCCGCUGGCGACAGCACCCUGCCCAUGCACUGCCUAUUCGUGGAGAGUUCAUCUGAAGAGUGAGGCCACAGGCUUCACACUGACUGGGCAGAAUGCAUAAUGAACCAUUAGGGUUUUGCCAUGUCUCUGUAAAUUACAUUUGCAUUUUGACACUAAUUAAAUCACUCUGAAUUUCA